Molecule: messenger RNA, 964 nt
Organism: Myzus persicae (green peach aphid)
Lineage: Eukaryota; Metazoa; Arthropoda; Insecta; Hemiptera; Aphididae
Gene: APC10
Product: anaphase-promoting complex subunit 10
Exons: 3
Coding region: 316-882 (188 amino acids)
Biological process (GO): protein K11-linked ubiquitination; anaphase-promoting complex-dependent catabolic process
Cellular component (GO): anaphase-promoting complex
Source: RefSeq, a predicted model, not a curated record
AUAAGAAAUAUAUUCAUUUAUUUGAAAAUUAAACCGAAUCUGAUUAUUCGAAUUUAGAAUUUUAGGAUAUCGAAUAUCGUUUGACAAUCAUUUAUCAUUGCAAUUUACAUAUUAUCACGAAUGAAAAUUUGUUGAUUGUUCAUAUAUUGUUCCAGCAUUCGAUAACUUCUGCCCUCCGUAAUACACUAGCUCACACCAACUUUCCUAUAUUGUUAUAGUUGUACACGUUGUGUGCCCAUAUAACACUAUUGACGUGAUCCACGACUGUUUUAGUGAAUUUUAAUAUUUACUAGCUGAGAGUGCAAACGUUUCAAAAUGGCAACUCCAAACAACAAUAAUGCAUCUGAUGAAGAAAAAAUUGAUCCAAUGAAAGAUGUACGCUCUGGAAUAGUACGUGAAGUGGGUAGUCAAGCAAUAUGGAGUCUAUCAUCAUGCAAACCAGGUUUUGGUGUGGACCAGUUAAGAGAUGAUUGUAUGGAAACUUACUGGCAGUCAGAUGGUCAACUUCCACAUUUAGUUAAUAUUCAAUUUAGACGUAAGACAGUUGUGCGUGAUAUAUGCAUAUACAUUGACUAUAGACUUGAUGAAAGCUAUACACCUGGUCGUAUAUCAGUACGUGCUGGCACUAAUUUUAAUGACUUACAAGAAGUUGAAGUAGUUGAACUGAACGAACCUUAUGGCUGGGUAAGAAUAAUGACUAAAGAUAUCAAUGAUUUACCAUUGAAAACAUACAUGUUACAAAUCGCUGUUAUUACCAAUCAUCAAAAUGGAAGAGAUACACAUAUGAGACAAAUUAAAGUGCACUCACCUGUUGAAAAAAGAGAUCUUCUCAUUGGUAAUUUUAGCACUGUAGAAAUGAGACAAUAUACAAUCAUAAAAUAAAUUAUUUUGUUUUAUUAUUUGUUAGCUAACACUAUACUAUAAUAUACUAUAGAAAGAUUAGAUUAAAAUUACAAUAAACAUA